Hippocampus comes (tiger tail seahorse) is the source of this 12276-nucleotide messenger RNA. RefSeq names its product spen family transcriptional repressor (gene spen). The record is from RefSeq and is a predicted model, not a curated record. The transcript is spliced from 14 exons. The coding region runs from base 949 to 11025 and encodes 3358 amino acids. Gene Ontology annotation, molecular function: RNA binding. Lineage: Eukaryota; Metazoa; Chordata; Actinopteri; Syngnathiformes; Syngnathidae.
UACAGGGACCUAAAUCAGAGUGGUCCAGCGACUGGGAUUCCUCUCUUAAUCUGGAGUUACAUGGCUGGCCAGGUGGAUUAUAUUACCGUUUUUCCCGAUGUAGUCAAACAAACAAGUACCCAAUGUACAAAGUAUAAUACAGGACAGUAUUAUUUGGAUGAGUGUCAUCUUUGAUUUAUUUCACAGUGGAGUCAUGUGGAUAAUUUAAACAGGAAAUGUAUACCCCACUGCUGGAUUAACACCUAAAGGAUAUUCUGUCCUGCCAAAGGUACGGGUUGCUUUCUUGGGCCCCUCUCAUUUCUGUUAUUUGGAAUUAUGUCUGAGAUCAGGGCAUUACAAUUUGAGACCUCUUGGAGACCACAACAGCACAAGAGACAUAAGUCACCAUCGUUGAUUGGGACCCCGCACCACUUUUUUUGGGGGGGUCAACGACUGAUAUGAACGAUGACCUCCUUUUUGUUGGAGAUAAUGUGCCUAUGGAAUACCAACUUUAUCCUCUUGCGUGGAACCAUACAUUUUGGAUGAAAGCUUAUACAGUCACAAUUUAUCCUGUGUGUGGAGUGCAUGUAGAUUUGCACAUGGACCGACAACUAAAGUAAACCUUUGACAAUGCAUUUUCUUCCCAAUGCCAUCAGAUGAGUGCAAGAAGAUGGAUUACCAUUGAUCAACACCUUUCACUGGAAAAACUGGAAUGUACUGAAUUGGACUGAUGUCUCUCCUUUCAUGGAAUUUGCAGGAGCUUACACACAAAAUGACAAGUCUAGUUAAAGAUGGACUCUUGGAUAUUAUGUAGUCAUGAAAGACUAUCACACGUGCCUGGAUGGAUAUAUGGACUCAAGGUGACUCAUUGAAGCAUUUGGUAUUCCUGAGUGUGGAUCCCGUUUUGUCCUCCUUCUCCUCGAAGGUCUCCUUCCCUGAAGAUGAGGAUUACGUUUUUUCGUAUUAACCAUGUUGCUUCAUUUUUGUCCCUCCGCCACUUUCCACUCAUCAUUUUUGCCCACAAAAAGUCCUAUCUCCCUUUAUUGUAUUUGGAAUUAUAGGUCAAGUUACCACUUUCUCAAAAGGACUGCCGAAAGUCGUGAGCGGCAGUACGACCACGGCGCUUACGGCCACCACGAGCGUCAAGGAAGCAGCUUUGAACGCCAACGACAUUAUGACACAGAUUAUUAUUCGAGAGAGAGAACUCUCAGCGCAUCUGGGAAUGGUUCCGGUACAUCCAUUGGAAGCAAUACAACUCUGUCCUCUGGAGUCGGCGGUAUUGUUAAUGCUGUUGCUGGCAAUACCGGAACAAGUGGAGCGGCAGGGGCUGCCACAGGGGCAAGUGGGGGCUCUGCUUCCAGCGGGGUUAGCUUCUACCGCUCCCACAGCAGGAGUCCAUGUCGCUUUGGGACACCAGAGCCUCGUUAUGAAUCUCGGACCAGGGAGGCCUUUACUUUGGCCAGUGUGGUUCACAGGGACCUUUACAGAGAAGACAGGGCACGGCGUAGUGAGCGGUCAUUUCAACACAGUCGCAGCCGCUCUCCUCACUUGGCGCAGUCGCGAAAUCCUUCUCCCCAGAGGCUGGCAAGCCAGGCUAGUCGGCCUCCACGCUCCCACAGUGUCUCGGGCUCUCGCAGCCGCUCCUCAAGUUCAGACUCGGUCAGCAGCACCAGCAGCAGCACAAGUGGCAGUGAUUCUAGCAGUAGUUCAAGUGAUGAGUCGCCGGCUCGCUCCGUGCAGUCAGCUGCUGUUCCAGCACCAUCAGCACUUCCUUUAUCAUCCCGUGACGAGGAACCACGUAAAAGCUUCGGCAUCAAGGUCCAAAAUCUUCCUGUACGCUCUACGGAUACAAGUCUAAAAGACGGUUUGUUUCAUGAGUUUAAAAAACACGGAAAAGUCACGUCUGUACAAAUUCAUGGAGCAUCAGAGGAGCGCUAUGGACUUGUCUUUUUCCGGCAGCAAGAAGACCAAGAGAAAGCGCUCGGAGCGUCAAAGGGGAAGCUUUUUUUUGGAAUGCAAAUUGAUGUCACUGCUUGGAACGGUCCCGAGACUGAAAGUGAGAAUGAGUUCCGGCCCUUGGAUGAAAGGAUAGAUGAGUUUCAUCCGAAGGCUACUCGGACAUUGUUCAUUGGGAACUUGGAGAAGACCACCACAUAUCAUGAUCUUCUCAGCAUCUUCCAACGCUUUGGAGAGAUUGUGGAUAUCGACAUCAAGAAAGUGAACGGAGCCCCUCAAUAUGCCUUUCUGCAAUACUGUGACAUUGCAAGUGUCUGCAAAGCCAUAAAGAAGAUGGAUGGGGAAUACCUUGGAAACAAUAGACUUAAACUGGGCUUUGGAAAGAGUAUGCCCACAACUUGUGUUUGGCUGGAUGGAUUAGCAUCAAACACAACUGAACAGUUUCUGACCCGACACUUCUGCCGCUAUGGACAUGUUGUCAAGGUUGUAUUCGACAGGAUGAAAGGAAUGGCCCUUAUCUUGUACAACAAUAUUGAAUAUGCUCAGGCCGCGGUCAAAGACACAAAAGGAUGGAAGAUAGGGGGCAGUAAAAUCAAGGUGGAUUUUGCCAAUCAGGAGAGUCAGAUGGCUUUCUAUCGUUCGAUGCAAGCAUCUGGGCAGGAUAUUAGAGACUUUUAUGACAUUCUUUCUGAAAGAAGGGAUGACCGACGCUCUCAAUAUGAGUUUCAAGUGGAGAGACCAUAUUAUGAAAACGUACGCACACCAGGAACAUAUGCGGAAGAUCCGCGCCGUAAAUACACAAGCAGAAGUCGCGAGUUCUACACUGAUUGGGAUCCCUAUCAAGGAGAUUACUACGAAACACAGUACUACGAAGACACCCGGGAAUAUCGAGAAUACCGAGCCGAUCCUUACGAACAGGAUAUUCGGAAAUACAGCUAUUUGCAACGAGAACGUGAGAGAGAGAGGGAGCGCUUCGAGACCGAUCGUGGGCGUGACCACGGGAGGAGAACCAUUGAGCGGAGCCAAAGCCCAGCUCUUGUUGCCUCGCGUCGCGCUCCAACCCCCAUAGCCUCCCCUUCAAUCUCUGAAAGGAUAGCAAGUGACUCAGACCGCCGAAUAUGUUGCCCAUCUUCUGAAAGAAGUGGUAGCUGCAGUUCAGUCUCCCCUUCCAGAUUUGAAAAAGUUGAGAAGACUCGCACAGAACGGUAUAAUAAAAUAAACAAAAUUGAGAAGGGUGUUUGUGAGGUUGAAAAGGUCUAUUUGGUUGAAAAGGAGAAACGGGCUGGACGUAACGACCGCGGUGAUAAGGAUAAAAAUGAGAGACAGCGACUUAAGAAGCUCAAAGUAUCCUCACCAAUCAAUCAAACAUGUGAUGUCGAGCCUGAACCUGAUAGAGACAUGAGCCCAGAGUCUGCCCUUCAAAGUAAAAAUGGUAAAAUCCUGAAAGAUAGCUCAAGUCGAGGCAAGUUAGAUCUUCUGCCUUGUGUGGUGCAGUUAACACGUGUGAAAGAAGAAGAAGGAAAACUGAUUACUCAUGAAAAACAAAUAUCGAGGACAGAGAAUGACAGUCCGAGACUGGUAUCACCUCCUGCUGACCAAAGAAGUCCUCUGUUCCGCACAGAGUCAUCAAAAGGAAAUGUAAAGGGACCCAGAGAUAAAAACAUGCACCGUUUAGUGGAACAUAUUGACAUAGAGAUCAAAAUGAAGCCCAAAAAACUGGGAAAAUGUGAAAUUGGUUUUGAAAGUGGUGUUUCAAUCGAUUUUGAUCGCUUGGCUGCAAGAAAACGGCGUUUUGAAGACUCUGGCCACAAUGACCAUCAGAAGAGAAUUAGUGAAGAUGACCUUGGUAGAUCUGUCCUUCCUAAACCUUGGAAUAAUAAUGACUCUGAUUUUCAUAAGAAUGUUUUCAUAAAAAAGAUGCAAAAAAGGGAACAAAACAGGAACAAAUCUGCGCAGAUAUUUCCACUUCAUAGUCCGAAUGAGGGACAAGACUCAGAAAACGACUCCACAAGCCUUGCGCUUCAGCUGCCGUCCCAGCAAGCACUGCCAGCUGAAUCUUCAGAACCAUUUGACUUGCCCUUCCUGAAAAUGAAAUUAGCGCACUCAAAAAGUGAAAAUAGCUCCAGUCUCACAAAGACAUCCAGUGAUGGCGGCCUUGAUUUUGAUGAAAUAAAAGAAAAGAGGGUUUUGGGUGACAAGGACCAAAGUGGAAGGAAUUGUAGAGAUUCUGAAGAUGAGGAAAAGUUUGUGUGCUUGGACCAGACAAAUACCUUUACAAAACACACAACUGAACAGAGCCGAUGGUUGCGAGCCAAACUAUGUGAUGUUGAGAAGAGUGACAAGUGUGAUAACACACCUCGUGAUGAAACUCAAGACUUUGGAAUUGAGUAUGCCUUGCAUGAUAUUAGAAAACCAAACCAGGACAUAAACACUGAUGACUUCUCUUUAUGUAAAAGAAACAAAGUGGAUAAUAUCGACUCAAAAACAGAGCAAAACUUUGGAACUUGUCGCAAGCUGAAUGAGGGUAUUUUUCACCAUGCAACACCCUCAACAGUCCCCAUUUGUCUAAGAAGGGAAGAGGAAACCACCCAGAUUUCUAUCUCAGACUUAAACACGGAAACAAAAUCAUCUCUGACAAAAGAACACUUUCUACAUGCACAGUCAUUGAAAUGUAAUAUGGUCCUGAAACCUAGACAUUUUCAAACACCCGAAAGUGAGCCGGAAAAGCUAAAGGCAUCAUUUCUUGGAGGCAAUGAGGACUUCAUGUCCAGUUGGCUCGGAAGGGUUUCCUCUGAUCCGCCAAAAAUGGAACCUCCUUCCCAAAGUGAAAGUGUGAGUAAAUGCCAACGGCAGGAUUUGGAACCAGGAGAAGUACAGUCCGAUUCUGAUGAUGAUGGAGAAAGAAAACAAAUCUCUCACAAGUCCAGUAGUUCCUUAUCUUACAUCCUCAGGGAACAUGACGAGAGGAUGACAGAUCUAAAACUUUGUGGUUCAUUGGAAAAGAAUAAAUUUUACUCAUUCGCACUAGACAAAACUAUAACCCCUGAUACAAAAGCACUUCUCGAAAGAGCCAAGACACUUUACUCUUCCCGAGAAGACAAUUGGUCCUUUCUUCCCUCUCGCUUCCCAUCAUCCACACACAGCCGCACAGAUAAAAACAAGGUGGAACUAGCACCCCGACCAAUUCCUUCUUGGUACAUGAAGAAGAAGAAGAGUCGUGCGAGUGCUGCUGAAAAUCUGCACAGCAAAAAAGAGGAACUUAAGGCUCAGGACCAAGAACGCCGGGAACUGUUUGCCUCCCGCUUCCUUCAUAGCUCAAUCUUUGAACAGGAUUCUCGCCGUUUGCAGCACCUUGAACGCAAAGACCAACAUUGUGAAACAGGAGUUGAUAAGAAUUUUGCUCUGCCAGGUCAUCCUGAAGUUCAGACAGAAUGUGAAGAUGGUGAUAUCCCACCACAGCCCAUUGUGCUAUUCCACAGUCGUUUUUUGGAGCUACAGCAACAAAAAGACAAGGACAUUUGUCCACUUGAUGCAGAGGUGCAUUCAGUUGUGGUGGAGAUUAAACAUAAUUAUGUGCCAGGUUGUGAUGAUGUGCUGUCUGAUAAAAUGGCAACCACACGUUUGAAGGUUGAUGAAAAAUCAGUCUGCCCCCAUUCGACCAUGUCUACUACUCCAACAGUUCCAUGCCUGAAAGAAAUGCCAUCUCCUGAAAGGAAAGACAUUUUACCACUUCCCAUAGAGACACAUGCGUCAUCUAAUCAAGAAGACAAUGUGGAGACAGUUCUUGAGAUCGCUGCCUCGCCACCUUUUUUGAAAGACUUGAAACCUAUAAGCCCUAAACCAAAUAUGAGCCCUCCACCCAUACUUUUAGAGGCAGAAAAUGAAAUAGAAGCAAAAACAGAGGUAAUUGAGACCGAACCAGAGAUUGGUGACGAUUUGCCAAUGGAGCACAAUCAUCCUGUGGAAGAUGAGCCUCCAAAACAGGAGAGUUCUGGGAUUAGUUUUGAACAGAAGAAUACAGAGUUUACAUGCUCUGAGUAUGCAAAGAUAAAAUAUGAGUGUGACCCGAAGGCACAAAUUCAGAAAACGCACCAUUCUGAGGAAUCAAAGAGACCAGAGAUAGUCCAUGAAAUAUGUAUACCAGAGCUACAGGUUGAAAGUAAACAAAUACCCAACCGAAGAAAACCUAAAAAUAAGAGAGGAAAACCACACAACAUAUUACGCGCAUCACCGGCGACCAAAAAUGCUAAAGAUAAAACUGCGACACGAAAGAGUGAACGUAUUGAUAGAGAGAAACUCAAAAGGGGCUCAUCUCCGCAAGCAGAAGCUCAGAAAGGAUCGUUAGAGUGCAAAAUUCCAUCAAAGUCCCCUAUUCCCGUAUCAAAUUCUGAACAAAACCUUGAGUCUGGGUUGGUUCAUGGCAGAACACGUCGAAGAAACGUCCGAUCGGUUUAUGCCACUGUACGUGAGGGAGAGCAGUCUGGCAAAGAGGCAGCGGAGCCAUUACGAACAAUGCGCAAACGUGCUACAGAUAAAGAACUCAUACAGCAAGAUGUUCAAAUUCCAUCUACUAAUCCUAGACGAGGGCGCCCACCAAAAAGGAGUAUCAAACGAGAUCACCAUAUUUUAACAGGAAAAGUGGAAAUACAGAAAACAACGGAUGGCAACACAGAGAUCGGAGAUACUCCAAUCAUACCAGAAGUUGUGAAAUCAUCUGAGGGAUGGCGCUCUCCAAGAAAGGUUCAGCAAAUGCCACUGACUGUAUCAACACUGGUUAACAAAAAAGGAAGACGUCUCGACAAACAGUCUGAAGGCGCUACAAUUCUAGUUGAAUUGACAGAUACAGGAGGUUGUGAUGAAUUAGAGCUAAAACCCAAAGAUGAUUCGGACCUAACUGCACAUUUAUCAGGCACAAACUCACAAAUGCAGAAAAACGAACAAGACACACCACUUACAUCGGCUGAUUUUGAGAACCCAGAUGUAACCCUCCCAAAGAGCAAAAUGGCUGAAAAGAGUGUCAAAAUGAAAAAACAAAGGCUCAAACGAAAUGCCAAGCAGUUCACCGAAGAUAAAUCCCAUACCUUGAGAAAUCUUGAAAUCCGUGUAAGUGUUGAUGAUGUAAAAGGUUUGCUCCGUUCUGAAAAUAAUGACCCUGAGUCAUUUCCAGUCAGUAUUAAGAAAACCAACACUCUAGUUAAGUCUGAGGAAUCAAUAUCAAUAUGCCUUCCCAAAGAAUCAAAGGCACUUGAUGUGAAAGACACUGAAGAUGCUGUAUCUGAGCCAGACCUUCCUGUGCAUCCGGCUGCUGUUCUUCUCGCACAUCAAAUGGAACUAGAGCAGGCAGUUGAAAAUAUAGCCAAACUUACGGACCACCCUCCUCGGCUGUAUAAGGAGCACCCUUCAGGGCAAGUGCCCACAGUACCUGCCGUAGUGCCACAGUCACAAACUGAGGUUGAAGAGGAAAAGCGAGCUAUACCAUCAAGUGAAACAGAACUUGCAGCCGCUAUUGAUUCCAUCACAGCUGAAGAGUCGUGUGCAGAUGCGGAAGGAUUCACUGCUGCUCCAGCUUUCAGUGCCCUUAUUCCCACUCCGAAUUCGGUGCUGUCUGGUAACACCAGUGAAGGCAUAGAAACUGAAACCGUGAACACCGUGGUGAAUACUAUUCGUGCUGCAGACUCAGAUGAUGGUCUUUUGAUCUCGAGUCCAAAAGGUCUAAGAGCAGAAUCUAGGAUUACCGAGGACUCCUCACUUGCCAAUACACCCAAAAAAACAGGUAAAGUUCGACCCAAACCGCAGAAAAAGUCAAGAGGUCGUAAAUGUGCCAUAAAUAAGAAGAAUGAAGAUGAAGUGCGGCCAGAGCCCUCCCGUUUCAAGCUGCCCGAGUCAAUCCCAGAGGAUCCUGAAAUCAUAAAUUCCAAAGCACCAGUUAUUACAACUGGGACCACUUUAGUGGGAUCAGUGGUAACUGCUGUCGCUACCUGUAGGCGCGAUGUUCCAAGCUCUACGACUUUGGGCACACCCAAAGAGGCAGAACAACCUGAAGUUGAACAGCCCGUACCCAAAGAAUCAGCCUUUCAUUCAGAUUCAAGAGUCAUCUCCAAUGGCAAACGAGAAGCAGCAGAGUCAUCUCCCUCUAGUUUUACUCCUUCACCUGCCCGUCCACCACUUGUAUCGCAGUCAGGUCUACCGUUAUUACGACCUGCUCAACUUUUGCCGAACUGGCCUCUGAGAACUGAAGAAAGUAGAAUUUUUGUUAGCCCUCCAUGUCAUGUAACAGUGGUAACUUCUACUGUACCAGCAUCACCUUCGCUUGGCUCCUCUUCAAUCAAUCCCCCGAUGCCUCCCGAUACUAAGGCUUCUGAUCUGCAUCCAAGUUCCAGUACUUUAAGAAAAAUCCUAAUGGAACCUAAAUAUGUGUCUGCAUCAAACAGCAAUUCUAUUCCCAGCACUACAGUGACAACUACUACAUCAGAUCAUUUCCAGAUGUCAGAAAAUGAAAAUACCUCUGUUGCCACCGGCCCAAGGCAUGUAGAAGAUAAAUUGUCUUCACUCCCUCAGUCCAUACAUUACAAAUGUAAACCACUGGUAGAAUCCCCCAAAAAUAGUGGUGAGAACAACCCUCAUACUGUAAUUUCCCCUGCUACCUCUGUGAUAAGUCGCAUUCCGAUCCCAUACGAUACAGAUGAGACACCACGGAUUUCCCUUAGCAACAGAAGCAUGUGUCCUUUGGCAAAACCAAAAUUCAAAGCAAAUUCUAAUGAAAGUCAUCGAUACCAUGGGCUUGACUUCGUUGAUGAUGAAGUUAGAGAACGCUCUGUUGUCGAGAGCACUUCACGUUCAAUUCCUGGUCUUCGAGUAAAUACAUCAGAGGGUGUUGUUGUUUUGAGUUAUUCCGGUCAAAAAACAGAAGGGCCCCACAGAAUGAGAGCCAAAAUAAGUCAAAUUCCGCCAGCCAGUACUGGGGACAUAGAGUUUCAGCAAGUUAUGCCUAAAUCUCAGAUAAAGCAAGACCCGAUAAUUCCUUUGUCCCAGUUUCCCAGCACUAAAUUACCCUCAAAUCCAUCUGCUUAUGGACGCACAGGGGUUCUCUUGACCAACAAAUCUUAUAAUGCUCAACCUGUCAUUUCUUGUACCAAGCUGGAUAGCCAUGGACGUGACAAGCCUGAAGUUGUUUAUCAUACGGCAUCACAGGCAAGUGUUGUGAAGAUGUUUCAAGAGCCAGUCUCUGCUCCUCAAGUCUUAAUGUACAACCAAGCUGUCAUAAAGCAGCAGGGUAAGAGACCGGGAACGGAUGUCCCACCCCAAAAUUCAAUUCAACACGCUAACCUCAGCCCUAUCAACAGCCCUCACCACCCCUCACUAUCUGGAUCACGCAUAAGCUCCAGUCCUGGCAUGCCAACUGAGCGCUCAGUUCUGCAACCAAAACAAGACCCCCAGUCCUCACAAACGGCUGUUCUCUCCCCUUCACGUCUUGUCAAAGUGUGUGCCCCUAGCAAUUCCCCAGUAGGAACUUCAGUUGUCAUGCCUCAUGGUGUGUCAUCCAGAGCAAAUUUCAAUGUCCCUGUGCACCAUCCACACUCAGAGCAAUCUUCUGUCAUCAUCCAACCUCACAGUGUCACCCAGUCAGUGACACAUGAACCAAGGAUCAAUGCUUCACCAAUGCCUGCAAUCAGCUACGGAAGGCGAAGUAAUUCUCUGUCCUCUCCUCUGCCAGGGCCAGUACCACACUCAGGCAUGUCUCAAUCCAUUGUCAUCAGGCAGUCUCAUUCAACUCCCCAGGGGUCAUUGGCUACCGGUGGCGGUGUCAGCAGUCUAACCGAUGAGGAACACAGACCUUUUAACCAAGCCCUGAGCAGAGCCUCAAUACCGCAGAUGCAACCGGAUAUCAUGUUGCUUCAGAAUGAUCGUGGAGGGCUCCAUGCAAGCUUAAGUCUGGACCAGUACAGAGGCAUGCUACCGAGCAUGCUCGCACAUCAACAGCUUGGAGAGCAAGCCACUGUGGAAACAAGAUUGUCACACAACUCGGAGAACGGAACCAGUAACAUCUCGGUGAGAAAGAAUGCUGAACUUUCAGAAAAAGAAUCCUUCAAAACACGGGAAAGACAGCUGAUCCAUUCACCGAGUGGUGAAACUCGAAUCAGGGCAGUUCACACAUCUAGCCCUGUCUUGGUGUCUCCUCACUCUCACGGCCUGCAGCUGUCUCAUACUGGAGGUGUGGCCUCCUUUCCAGUCUAUCGUGACCCAAGGAGCUUCCCUCCCCAGAUAACUGGACAUCCUUCAUCGGGAAGCAGCACAUCUUCACAGAUUCUCCCAGAACCUGAAUUGGGUCACCUAUGUAAAAUGCCUCAGUCUCUCAAGCCUGAGAGUCCUCACCUUCACCAUUCUACCUCUUCAAACAUGUCUAGAAUAUCAAGGGAGGGAGUCUCACCCUCGUACCAGUCUCCUAUGACCACUUCAAUGGGCCUGAAUCAAAAACCAGAUCAGUCACAACCGAAAGGCCCUGCAGCAUUCUUGACACUCUCAUCUACUUCAUUUCAGCCACGGCCUGAUGCCAAGUCAGCUCAUUCAGGACACCGCUCGAUUGACACGGUGCAGCUUUUGACGAAAUAUCCCAUCAUGUGGCAAGGUCUCUUGGCGCUGAAGAAUGAGCAGGCCGCCGUGCAGCUGCACUUUGUUUCUGGCAACACUUUAUUGGCUCAGCGCUCACUGCCACCGCUAGAGGGAGGUCCGCUUCUUCGCAUUGUUCAGAGGAUGCGGCUGGAAGCAUCUCAGCUAGACAGUGUGGCACGACGGAUGACUGUGGAGAAUGAUUACUGUUUGUUGCUGGCGUUACCCUGUGGUCGAGACCAGGAUGACGUCCUAAGUCAAACGCAAGCCUUGAAAAGUGGCUUCAUCACCUACCUGCAGGCUAAGCAGGCAGCUGGCAUCAUCAAUGUGCCCAAUCCUGGUUCCAAUCAGCCCGCCUACGUGGUGCAGAUUUUCCCACCGUGUGACUUCUCCGAGAGCCACCUCUCCCGCCUGGCCCCAGACCUUCUAAACAGCAUCUCCAGUAUUUCACCUCACCUCAUGAUCGUCAUUGCCUCUGUUUGAUUUUAUUUAUUUUUUCUAAAGCAAAGCCAACACCAGCUGAUUUUUCUAAAGUGGAAUUGCCUCAUAUUUUUUAUGAAAAUCUCAAUUAAGCAUUUAAGCAAUUUUUUUUUCACUAUUUUGGUUCACUUCACCAAGUCCUUAAUUCACUCAAUGGUGUUGAAGUGCAAAAAUGUUACUUUUGAAGUACAGAAUGUUUCUAAGAGCAUUUCUGCUUGAAUCUUUAAAUGUUGCCAUGUUUUGGAGGCAUUGGUAUGGCUGUGGACUCACUCUUUUGGAGAUUCUUGAUGGUUUUUUUUUUUUUUCUCUUCAUCAAAGUGAUUGUGAUUUUUUUUUAAAGAGAGACAUGAGGAGUCAUUGCACUACGUACAAGGAAAAAAAUAUGAAGUCUGUACAGAUUUGAGUGUAAAAUCAUCCAUAUUAUGGUAUAACGCAGAGAUUGAGACUUUUCGUCUGCUGCUUUUGUUCCAUGGUCAAGUUGAGAGUUGUACAGUUUACAGUCAAAAGUUAGUUAGCAGCAUCUUUGCGGGCCAUUGUGCAACUGUAAAUAUGAUACACAGUUCAAGACUGAUGCAAUGUGGAGAGACCAAGUGAAUUUAUUAUUAUUUUACAGCUGGAUCCUCAAACGUUUUCAAUGUGUUCUUCCAACUACAAAAAACUUUUUUUUUUCAAUUCUGUGCCAAAAUGUACGUGUUUUCUGUAAAACAAAAGAAAAAAAGUAAUCAUGAUCUAUUUUAAUAUAACUUUAUAUUUCCAUUCCUUUUUGUGGAUGAAUGUUGGGAAUUUUCUUUCACCUUUUUCACCUACUGCCCCAAGCCGUCUAAUGACAGAUGUGCAACGAAUGUGACUUGAACUUGCCAUCAUGCCGCUAUUGGAUGUGUUUGUUAUUGUCUGUCCAAUGUGGAUUUGUCUUUCUAAAGCAAAGCUGUAAAUACUUCCAUGUGUCCUCCAUGCGCGCUGAUAUUUCUCUGUGUAGUUAUUGUCUGAGGAAAGGGACUCUUGUGUGAAACCGAUGCUGAAAGUAAAUCACGCCUGCCAGUCUUGUUUUAUGACUGCAAGCUCAAUACUAUCAUUGUUCUGUUGAAGGCACUUAUCAUGUUUUGAUAAAUUAGAAGAAGAAAAAAAAACAGUGAUUGAUACGAAAACUGUCUUAAUUUGGUUGUAUUUCGAUGCUCCUCCAUGAGGACAUUUUUAACUGUAAAAUAAUUUUGUUGUUUAACUUCUUAAGAUCAUUAAAUGGUCCAUGACUCUGAA